Molecule: messenger RNA, 1674 nt
Organism: Scylla paramamosain (green mud crab)
Lineage: Eukaryota; Metazoa; Arthropoda; Malacostraca; Decapoda; Portunidae
Exons: 7
Coding region: 808-1452 (214 amino acids)
Source: RefSeq, a predicted model, not a curated record
AUUGUUGUUUUUUAACGUCAAAUGGUAAAUACUUAAUAAUGAUAAGCUGAGAUAUAACACAGUAUUAAGCCAAGCCUUCAAUUCACACAAGCUUUUCAAUGAUUUCACAUUACGCCACACAAGGGACGAGACAUUGCAGUGUAAGACCCGCCAGGACCAGUUUGAAUUUGGCGCUUCAAUCAGUAACAUCUAGAUACUUUGACAAUUACAGUUAUAAUGGCCUGAGAUUUAUUUUUACACGCUUAUAAUUCUUUAUAUUUAAUUUUCCAUUAGUUUCGUAUAAUAUAAAAGAAGUUGGUGGUUGUUAUUGAAAGGUAAAAGUGUGUUGUGGAUAGGUUUGUGUCCGUACUGUGCAGAGCAGGCCAAGGGAGGACAACACAGCACCAGACAACACAGAAAGGCACUGUGUUUAAAGGGUGCCAUAAACUGUGGCUUCAUUGAAUGUAUUUUGGCAGAACAAGACAGUGACAGGGCCGUGGGUGCCUGCGUGUGCUGGUGCAAGCUUGGUGCCUGCCUGGAGGUGCCUACAGGGAGGUGCCUACAGGGCCACCAAGGCUAAUAUUGAUACAAAUGUAGAGGGACGAAAUAGGGAAGCAGGAAGACCACCACCAUCACCACCAGCAGUGUGGAAGAAAGUUUAGCCUGGAGUUAACGCUGAUCUUCGCGACCCACCACAAGCAUAGUUACGACUCGUUGGCGCAGGACCGCAAGUUUUCCUUCCUGGGCCUGGUCAUGGCAAUUACACAGAGAGGGUUUAUGCGAAGUGUUAAGACUGGAACUGAAAAAGCAACUGCCAAUUAGUGGUUAAUGACGAUGACUCCUGCUUUCAUCCUCAUCGGGGCUAGCAAGACCAACCCUGGGGCUGUACUCUGGACUGACGCUGUAUGCCAUAGGUUCCUCUAUGAUGGUGCCCUGCCUCACUGCCCUCGCCUCCUGUCAUGGCACGGCCUCUCACAAGGGUACCCUGUUUGGCAUUCGAAGGUCACCAGGGGCUCUUCCAAGGGCGUUCGGACCUGUUGUGACAUCAAUAGCUGGCGUUCGUGGAGUGUGACGUUCCCGUGGUGCCUGUUCUGGUGCGCUGGUUGUGUGGACAGGCGGUCAUCUUCUUCGUCCUCUUCGCAGAUUUCUACGCGAAGGCCUACCGCAGCAAGGAUAGGACCAAGGUCAAUGAAAAAUCUAAUGGGUUCGCUUAAGUGUCCGCAAGGCAAUGGAUGUGAUGCUGGAGAGAAGGAAGAAGUUGCAGUAGCCAGUCAUAAAUCGCUUGCUGCUCCCCUUCACCUGCGUGCCCUCAGGUUUUCAAGAUGUCAUUACGGAAAGGAAACAUGCUUACAAUUAGGACUUCUAUCCUGUCUCCUGCCCAGCAUCAAUCACGUCCCGGGAGAAACUUCACACUACCGGGCAGCCUCUGCCAUUCACCUAAGCAUGUUCUGGAUCAAGGGAACCAGUCCUUAGACGCAUAAUACUCGCCAAUAGGAAAUCAUCAAUGGGGAAUGAUUUGAGUAACUCAUUAUAACUCAAGCGACCGGAUCCUGGCACCAGCCGCAUUAAUGCAUGGGAUACGCUGCUCUGGAAUGUCGACUUGUAAAUGUUCCUGCAGAUGUUUCGGAGAGGUAGUGUUAAGACUUUCAUAGUACAUAUUUAUAUGCCAAAUAUCCAUAAUAAAAAAUUUGUAUA